UUGUAUCUCUCAAAAAGUGUAAACUCUAGAACUAAAUAAAAACCCCUCAUCUUCCUUCCACUUUCUUUAACCUCACUCUCAUUUAUCAUUUCUCUCAUUCUUCUUCUUCUUCUUCUUCUUCUUCUUCUUCUUCUUCUGUCUCUUUCCUCACGCACACACACCACUGACUGAGCUGAGAGAUACAAACAAACAGAUAAAAACACAGAGAGUUAUUGUGAAAUCUGACCCAUUGGCUCGUAGUCCCAAUGCCGUCGGAAUCAUCCAACAGAAACAACAGUAGGCCCCAACCACAACACACCAUGGGCUUCCCUCCCCCUCCUCAAUCCGACCCUCUCCCAUGUCCACGCUGCGAUUCCCUCAACACCAAGUUCUGUUACUACAAUAACUACAACCUCUCUCAGCCCCGUCAUUUCUGCAAAUCCUGCCGCCGUUACUGGACCCAUGGCGGCACCCUACGCGACGUCCCUGUUGGCGGCGGCUCCCGCAAGAACUCCAAACGCUCUCGCUAUCAUAACAUCAACAAUACCCCUUCCUCUGUUUCUGCCUCUUCUUCCACCUCCGUUUCAUCUUCCACCUCUGCUUCUUCCUCCUCCUCUGUUUCUCUUCUCCCCACUGCCAAUGCUCUCAACAAUGACAUCAACGACACCAUCCCUCCUCCUGGAACUUUCACUUCUUUGCUCAGCUCCCAAGCCUCCGGAUUCUUGGCUCUUGGCGGAUACACCUCCGGUUCCGGGUCGGGUCAUGCCCCGGCAGCGUUUGACGAUAUGGGGUUCGCUCUAGGCAGGGGAUUGUGGGGUACUGCUUGUCCUUACCCUGAAGUUGGGGAUCUCGUUGGGAGUUACGCCGCCGGUGGGGCUCCGGAGACGUCUUCUUCCGGGUACAACACGUGGCAGAUGAAUGCCACUGACGGCGGAGGAAACGGUGGAGUUGUGGACGGUGAUUUGCUGGGUUGGCCGGACCUUGCUAUUUCCAUGCAAGGCAAGAGCAUGAAGUAAUCUAAUAUAAUAAUACACACAACAACAUUUUCAAUGCUUUGCUUUGGGUUCCUAAAUCAAAUGCUCUCUAAUUUCCUUCAUUUUUUCCCCCUUCUCAGUGGCUUUUUCCGGAUCUUACCUUCUUCAAUAUAUGUGUUUUUUCUUUUCUUUUCUUGGGUAUAGAGAGUAUAAUAGAGACUGAUAGGAUACAGCAAAAAUAUUGAAAGCAUACACCUUGUGGGUGAAAAUGGUGUCUCUGUCACUAUUAGGCGUUUUUAUUUUCUUGGGGUUCUGUCAAUUAUGUCUGAAGUAGCAGAAACUCUCUUCUUCGACAAAAAAAAAAAAAAAAAAAAAACGAAUGUUUUCUGGGAGAUUUCCAUUUGGAUCUGUUUAUACAAAUUGUGUUAUUUUGCUUGCCA
Cucumis melo (muskmelon) is the source of this 1393-nucleotide messenger RNA. Its product is annotated as dof zinc finger protein DOF1.6-like. Lineage: Eukaryota; Viridiplantae; Streptophyta; Magnoliopsida; Cucurbitales; Cucurbitaceae. Gene Ontology annotation, molecular function: DNA-binding transcription factor activity; DNA binding. Bases 246 to 995 code for a protein of 249 amino acids. The transcript has a single exon. The record is from RefSeq and is a predicted model, not a curated record. Gene Ontology annotation, biological process: regulation of DNA-templated transcription.